AUGGAUCCUGACCACAGCGCUAAAUACCCUCUUCAUGAGGCUGCCCGUGAGGGUAGAGAUGAAAUCGUGGAAUCUCUCCUCAACGCUAAUCCAAAGUUUGCUUUCACCAAAGAUGAUGAUGAUCGCUUGCCGAUCCAUUGGGCUGUUGCAUAUAACCGAUAUUCUAUUGUGGAGAUGCUAGUUGGCGUCAAGAAUUUCGAUCCUGAUGUCGAGGACGGUUCUAAUUGGACUCCGCUUAUGAUCGCUGCUAGUCUCAAAGCCGCUGAAGGUGACAAGAUUAUCGAUCUGCUCUUGCGCAAAGGAGCUGAUGUUAGUGUAAAAAGCUCUUCGGGACAAAAUGCCUUGCACUUUGCAAGCUCCAAAGGCAAUCUCUCGACGGUGCGAACUUUGCUGGCGAACAAAUGUAGCGCCCGAGUAAAAGACGUUCGUGGCCAGCUGCCGCUUCACCGAGCUGCAGCUGUGGGCUCUGUCCCUAUUCUUAAGGCUCUCCUGGAAGAAGGAAAAAGUCCUGUCAACGCCACUGACAACGACGGCAUGACGGCGCUACACCACGCUAUCUCCGAGGGGCAUGGCGAUGCUGCAAUUCUCCUCCUCAAAUCCGGAGCGGAGCCUGAAAAGCGAGAUGCCGACGGGAGAUUGGCGAUCGCCUUGGUCCCAGAUGACAAAGUCAAGCAGUAUAUCCUGCAAACAGCGGAACGAGAAGGAAUCGAGCUUCCCUAG
Molecule: messenger RNA, 720 nt
Organism: Penicillium maclennaniae
Lineage: Eukaryota; Fungi; Ascomycota; Eurotiomycetes; Eurotiales; Aspergillaceae
Product: ankyrin repeat domain-containing protein
Exons: 6
Coding region: 1-720 (239 amino acids)
Molecular function (GO): protein binding
Source: RefSeq, a predicted model, not a curated record